This is a messenger RNA of Pongo pygmaeus (Bornean orangutan), 7788 nucleotides long. It is a transcript of the gene SYT10, whose product is annotated as synaptotagmin 10. The coding region runs from base 421 to 1992 and encodes 523 amino acids. Gene Ontology annotation, molecular function: calcium ion binding; clathrin binding; phosphatidylserine binding. The transcript has 7 exons. Gene Ontology annotation, biological process: calcium-ion regulated exocytosis. The record is from RefSeq and is a predicted model, not a curated record. Gene Ontology annotation, cellular component: plasma membrane; exocytic vesicle. NCBI's taxonomy places the organism in Eukaryota, Metazoa, Chordata, Mammalia, Primates, Hominidae.
UGCGAUUGGACGCGUCGCCGCCAGGCACCCGCCAGAAACACCAGUGCGCUGGGGAGAGGAGCGGGGCGUGCUUGCGAGUCGAGGGCUUGCUUUGGCUUUUUUACGGCUCCCCCCUCCCCUCAGCACUCCAUGCCGGGUCUCUAGUUCCAGCGCGCCUCUGCUCGCUAGCGCGGCGGGAGAGUUGGUGCAAACAUUGCCGCAGCCGCAGCCUCCUCUCGGGCCUCUCCUUCCCCUGCGCCCUCCGCUCCCGCCAUGGGGCCAACGUGGGGCUCCUAAGAGUUGCCGGCUCUCAGCGGCGCACUCUCCAGCCAAAGUCACCGCGGGCGGACUAUGGCUUAGGGCGCCAGAGGGGUUAGAGAUACGGGAAGGGAAAAGACGGCUAACUGGGAAAAAAAGAGAAAACGAAAGAAAAGCCAAACGAUGAGUUUCCACAAGGAGGACGGAGUGAACAGUCUGUGCCAGAAGGCUCUGCACAUCGUCACCGAGCUGUGCUUCGCGGGCCAGGUGGAGUGGGAGAAGUGCUCGGGCAUCUUCCCUCGGGACAGGGGCAGCCAGGGCGGAAGCAGCACAGAUAUUUCGGUCAGCCUGUUAGCAGUCGUUGUCAGCUUUUGUGGACUGGCCUUGUUGGUUGUCUCACUUUUUGUCUUCUGGAAGCUGUGUUGGCCAUGCUGGAAAAGCAAACCUGUGACUUCCAACAUCACUACCCUUCCACAGAGCAUUUCAAGUGCUCCUACUGAAGUUUUUGAGACUGAAGAGAAAAAAGAAAUUAAGGAAAAUGAAAAGCCAGCCAUGAAAGCUAUUGAGCCUGCAAUAAAAAUCAGCCACACUUCCCCUGACAUCCCAGCAGAAGUCCAAACUGCUUUAAAAGAACAUUUAAUUAAACAUGCACGUGUGCAAAGACAAAUUACUGAGCCUACGUCAUCAUCCCGCCACAAUUCCUUCCGAAGACACCUGCCGAGGCAAAUGCAGGUUUCCAGUGUUGAUUUUAGCAUGGGCACAGAACCUGUUUUACAAAGAGGAGAAACAACAACCAGCAUUGGGAGGAUAAAGCCAGAACUCUACAAACAGAAAUCAGUUGACUCUGAGGGCAACCAAAAAGAAGAUGUCAAAAUCUGUGGGAAACUUAACUUUACCCUCCAGUACGAUUAUGAAAAUGAACUUCUAGUUGUUAAAAUUAUCAAAGCUUUAGAUCUCCCUGCUAAAGACUUCACAGGAACUUCUGACCCUUAUGUGAAGAUGUAUCUUCUUCCAGAUAGGAAAAAGAAAUUUCAGACCCGCGUGCACAGAAAGACUUUAAAUCCUCUAUUUGAUGAAACUUUUCAAUUUCCUGUAGCAUAUGAUCAACUAAGCAACCGAAAACUACAUUUCAGUGUGUAUGAUUUUGACAGAUUUUCUAGACAUGACAUGAUUGGGGAAGUGAUUCUUGAUAAUUUGUUUGAAGUCUCUGAUCUCUCCAGGGAAGCCACAGUAUGGAAAGAUAUUCAUUGUGCUACCACAGAAAGUAUAGACCUGGGUGAAAUCAUGUUUUCCCUUUGUUACUUGCCGACGGCCGGGCGUAUGACAUUGACAGUCAUUAAGUGCAGAAAUCUGAAGGCGAUGGAUAUUACUGGCUCAUCAGAUCCUUAUGUCAAAGUGUCCCUGAUGUGUGAAGGUCGAAGAUUAAAAAAGAGGAAAACAACUACAAAGAAAAACACUCUAAACCCUGUGUACAAUGAGGCCAUUAUUUUUGACAUCCCUCCAGAGAACGUGGACCAGGUCAGCCUCUCCAUUGCGGUCAUGGAUUACGAUAGGGUAGGACACAAUGAGGUCAUAGGAGUGUGCAGAACAGGACUGGACGCUGAGGGUCUUGGGCGAGACCACUGGAAUGAAAUGCUGGCCUAUCAUCGAAAACCAAUAACGCACUGGCACCCAUUGCUGGAGUUACCUGGCCGGGCAACCAGUUUUGAUAGUCAAGGAUCCUGCCCUUCUCCUAAACCGCCUUCCACACCAUAAUGCCUCCAAAAUGAGACCAUGAUAUUAAGAACCUAGGAUCACGUGCUCAUUGAAUCAGAAAAAAAAAGUGGAAGGUUUGGUUUCCUCAUUUAAAAUAUAUCUGUAGUAAUGAACAAACUUGAUGUGCACCUUUUAUUUACUUUUAUUGUCGAUUUUUUAACUUUGAACAUCAAUACAUUUUACUUGAAUACAUAUAGUCCUUAGUUGCAUAAGGCAUUUUAUCCUUCGUGUCAAAUGCCUGUUAGCACAAAGAGUGUUUUACUGUGUUGUAAUUCUUUGCAUAAGAAAUGUUUUUUAAACAGUUCAUACUUACCUAAAAUUAAAUAUAGUUUAUGCUGCCAUUGUAUAAAGUAGCACAUGUCAUAUAUGUAUGGGUUUGAUUUUGUUAUACUGUGUUCAUUUCUAGUUGUGCACGUGGUUCUAUAUAAACUUAAAAGGAGAUUUUGAACUUAACUUACACAUUAAAUCCUUGCGCAAUCAAAUUAAUGUUACUUAUCUGAUAAUACUUUUCUUUCAUUCUCAGAAAAUUACUUUCUUGGUGAGGUUUGGCUCUGCUAAACUCAAAACUUUGUCUCUCAAGCUUGUUUAAAAUACACAGACAAAGCUGUAAAUUUAAGGAAUCAUUUUGAAUAUAAAUUUAAGAAGUAAUACUUAUUGGCUGAAAAAUGGAGGCUGAGCCAUUGUGGCUACCAUUUUAUACUGUUUUACUGUAACGUUAGCUCAAAUAUCUGUUGCACUGUUUAACUGAUAUUUUUAAAAUUCUAAUAAUCUUCAUCUCAAAUGUAGCAUUAGUAUUUCUAAGUGAACAGAAUCAGAAGUUCAUUUUUUACGUGUUUGUAAGGUUCUCAAGUACUGUGACAUGUAUUUUUUGUGACUUGAAGCUAUCAUAUAGAUCCUGUAUUUCUGAUAGACCAUACUAACAGACACCAAAGGAACAACAACACUGUCUGUGUCCAUCGCCGUUUAGAUUGUACACAGUAAUGGUGACUCUUAAACCCAGUCAGAAGCUAAUCAUUGGAAUUGAGUAUUUCUUUAAAGAAAGGAUGAUUUAUUUUCAGCAACAUAUAGAAAUAUACUAUAAAUAUUAAUAAUACAACUUCAAUGCUUAAUAAUAAUAAACAAAUUAAUUCUAAAGGCCCAGGCCUCCAGUCCUUGCAUGAAAGGCAUUUGCCUUCAUAAGGAUCAAGGUUCAGGCCACUACAUGUAAAAACUAUGCAAGUGUUUUUACAAGACAGAACUUUCUUUUAAAUCAGGUCAACAUAUUUUGUCCCAUUUUCAGGCCCUGUUGGAAGGUAUCUAUACUGAAUUACCCCAACCUUACUUUUGAGAUAUGUGGUAUAGAUAGUAUAUAUUUCAAGCUUAUUUCAAAAUUGGUGUGUUUUUUUUAAAAAAAGGCAAGAAAAUAAAAACAUAUUUACCUGGAUGAGAAAAUUUUAUCAGCAGUUAUGAAAUUUUUAUUUUUUUAAAAUCCCAUUAUUUCUAAAUAUUUUAAAAAAGUUUUAAAAGCUUUGAAAUUUUGUUGACAUCUCUUAUAGUGAUGGCAUCACUAUUAAUUAAGAGGUAAAUAUUUUGCACAUUAACAUUUUAAAGGCAAACACAGUUCUGCCUCAGAUUUUUUCAAAAAUGCUUAUACUACCCUAAGGAAAACAGGUACUCCUAGCUAACAUUUUCUCAUUGAAAAUAAUAGAAGAAAGCUGUUUGGAAACAUCUGGCUACCUUGUCAAGCCUAAAAGAAUUAUUUGCUAUAGGCAAAAUGAAAGAUGACACUUGCAUUUUGAAAUUAUUUGUUUUAUUGGGAAAUAAAACUUUUCACAUAGGAAGACAAAAAGUUAUACUAUUAAUAGAAUGACAUUUUUGGAGACAAUUGUUUUAUUAGUAGAUAUAACUGCAGCUUAAAGUAAAUUAGCAAUUACGUUUUCUAAGUGAGUAUAAUUAUUUUCACCCAAAAACACAUUUUAAGGACUUUUUGUUAGUUCUUAGAAACUCGCUUUCCUUUACUCCCUAAGGAGAAAAAGCCAAUGCUUGUGAUGAAAAAAUGUGGACCAUUGGCCAAUCAGAAGACUCUAAUGUGGGAAUUGUAGAUUAAAAAUAAAUUUUUAAAAGAAUUUUUUUAAUGUUCCUUGAAGUUAGAAUAAACUCAUCAUGCAAGGGUAUGUGUUAAUCCGGAGAAAGAGAUCAGGGAGAGGAAAUUCACCACAACUCAUCUCUCAUGUAAUUCAGGAGGUAGGUUUAUGCUCAGAUUAAUAAGGCAUGAUUGUUAAAAAUGACAGUUCAUAUUAUUAAAAUGUAAUCCUAACACUUUUAAUACAACACACCCUCACUCUACACAGCCCACACAUUCAUAUACACAUAACUUACCAUCUUUCUGCUUGUAAUUGAAGAUGAAAUAUUUUUAGUUUCAGUAUUUAAAAUAAGGUUUGAUAUUAGAAAUCUCCUCUCAUUUGUGUGGGACAUCAUAUUUUAAUGACAGUACUGACACAUUAUGAAGUUGUAGUUCAGGUAUAUAAUGAACAUCUAAUUUCAGGGACUUCUUCAGGGACUUCCCAAAUAUCAGUCUAGGAAAAAAAAGAGUAAGGGUUGAUUCAUUAGCAUAAUAACAUUGAUAUUCUUUUUAGUUUUAGGGGAGGGAUUUGUUGUUGUUUUUAACUGAUUAACCAGGCAAUCGGGUGAUGAGGGAAUUGAAUAUGAGAAGAACACUCAUGUUUGUGGAGUGUAUCUUUUCAUAAAACUCAGAACAUUGUUUUUUUCACACUGGUUUCCUAAUAAUAUUUUUCCCAACAAUUGUUUUGUCAGGCCAACCCUGUGUUCCUGGGUUUAACAUGUAAAAAUUUCCAUAUUGAAUAUAUUCACAGUUCAGCAACAAAUAUCAUGAGGACUAGUGCUAGGGAAAUAAAGACAGGAAAGCAGAGCCAAGCACUCACUUUCUUAUGCAGUUUUGGGAAGUGUGUGCAUGUUGUAGUUACUGCAGGGAGAUCACAACUGAUCAAUACUGACUCAGGUUUUUGAUAAAUAAAAGCAAAUAUAUUUGAACCUAUUUGGUGGUGAUAUUUAAUUGACAUUCCCAACUGUGUUUAUUCUCCUCUAAUGUUUAUGAUUUUAAAAUUUUGCAACUCAAUAAAGAGCUAUCAAUCUCCUAAAGAAUUCAUUUAAUGAUUAAUUGCUGGAAAAUUGAAAAAGCCAAAUUUCCAACCCUGUGGUCAACUUUUACUAUCCAUAAAAAAAUAUAAAACUUAUUUGAGGAUCAGUUACCAAAAGAGCCAAAGACUACUACAAAUAAAGGAACACUAAAUCUUAACAUUGAACAUGUGGUAAUUUCUUUACCUCCUCAAAAAGAGUACUUGAAAUUAUUUGAGAACGUAUAUUUUUAUAGAAUUUAGUCUGAUUUUUUUUGCCACCUUAGUUGUAAUACUUGCCUGAUAAUAAAAAACAUCUGGAGUUGUUAAGGAUUUGAGAACAUCAUUUGACCUCUACUAAAUAAAAAGAAAAUGCAAACUUUUCUUCACUUGUUCUUGAAGCUACUCUAGUUGUUUUGAGGUACACUACUUGAUCUAAAUUUUUAUAAACUUUAGGCUAAAAAUGUAUUGCUGUCAAUGAGAAAUGAUUCAAAGAAUGAAAGUAAAAUAAUUAAAUGACAGUUGAGCAAAGAAGUUAAAGCAUAUGGAAAUAUGAUAUUGAGAUGCAAAAUCAAAAGACGUGUUUUAACUUUUAGAGAAAUGUAUAUGAUUUAAUAUUGUUCCCAAAAAACCUAUGACAGAGCAUUUAAUCGUUAACUCAGUGACAUGGCUCAGGAUAUGAUUCAUCUGAACCUGCUGUAAAGACCCAUUAUUUCGAAGAAAAGAAUGAGUUUAUAUUUUAUAUGAGAAACAGCUAAUUAAACGAAAUGUUGUUUCCAAUACAUUAUUCAGUGACACCCUUUUAGGUAAGAAUUUUAUGUUUUAUUACUCAAUAUUCUGUUAAUUAAAGUGAAUGGUAAUUUAAUAAAAGAUGUAUUAGUAAUUAGUUGUCAUCUACCAUUAACAGUUAACCAAAAAGAUGUGUAUUUGAACAGUGGCAGUUAAUUAAUACCCAGUUCAAGUGUCUUCUCAUCAAAGUAAAAGGUUAUUUUCACUUUCAUCCUAUUCAUCAUAAGAAACCAGGGUAUGAUUUGGUAGCACAACAACAUCAUGCUACAGAGACUUAGAAAAAUAAAGCACUAAAUUAAAGACUGAAGUGGAAGUGUGACUUAACAGUUUACUGAAUGCAAACAUUUUGAAUACUAGAAGUGGUGAUUGAAAAAUAAGUAGACAACCUUUAAGAGAAAGGGUAGCCUUUUUCAUGCCUGAAAUGAUUUAAAUAUACUCCUGCCAGGAGGAAUUAUUAGGAUGAUUCUAUGCUGAGACACUAGAAAUGACUUGCUAUUGAUAGAUACAUUUGUAUGGAAAUAUUUUUAUCUCAAACUGACAAUAAUUUCUUCUAAACUCACCUGUACCAUGAGAGCCCUCUCCAAAGAGCAAAGUUAUGCCUGAUCUUGUCAGGCACAGGGUAAAAAUAAGCCAUUUUCUCCUGAAAUUUUGCUGUAAGAGUAAUCUCUUGUACGUAUACAGAUGCCCUUAUUUACUGCACAGUGUGGUGGAUUUCAGUUAUUCAAUUUCAUGUUUUUGUUCCCUCAAAAAUAAUUUAUUAGAUAUUAAUGAAUAUUAUAGAUAUAAGCCAAAAGUGUUAAGAGAAAUAAAUCUCAAUGUUGGAAGGUUAAUGCAUUAGAUGUUUAUUUCAUCAUCUCUUUCAAAAUUGUUUUUUUAAAAUUGUCCUAAUCUGAGCAUCAAUAUAUGAAUUAUAUUCGGCUAUGAUUUUUCCAUAGAAUAAAGUUUGUGGACCCAAAACAACCUAUAAUCCCUAGGUUAUGUACAAACUGGUCAUUAAAUUAUUCUGUACAAAAAUUGCAUGAUUUGUUCUAUUUAUAUUUAUAUAGGUCAUUUUGUGAGUUUCAUUAUAAUUUUUGUUUUUCUUUAAAAAUACCCUUGAAGCUUUCCACUUAAAGAACAUAGUAAUCUCCAGUGUGAAUAGCUUCAUAAAUUUUAUCACUGUAUAAAUAAGAAGCAGGUAGACCAACUCUAAUAUACAAAAUAUUUGCAUUUAUAGUUUGUUUUAUAGACAAAAAGUCCAGCCCAAGUGGUGCCACUCACAUUAACUUGUUAUUGACCUUUCCAACUGAAAGAAGUGAUCGAAUUCAGCUGCAAAAUAUGGAGAAAUUAUGGACAAUGAAGCAAAACCUUUAUUUCAGGAAAAAGAAGUCAAAGUCGAAAAGAAAUGCCUCACAUGGUAAAUGUGAUGAGUCCACUAACGAAUAGUCCAAGAUGUUGCCAAUUAUUCUAAACUGCCAGGAACCACUAAAAUUCAUCAUUUCAUAUAUAACAUCAAAUUAUUUAGAUCCAUUAUAUCUGAUUUGUUUGUACCUUUAGUCUUUUUUCAUAAGGUGACUUUUCAGCUGAAUUUUGUGAUUUAAUACUUGGCCAUUGUUCAAAUCAAUAUCUUUGAUUUCCAUAUUAUAGAACAGAAAUUUUAAAAUCUUUUGAAAUUCGUGUUUCUGGCUUUUGUACAUGGUAAACAGUCAUUUGUGAAACUUGACAGCAUAUAAUUGUAUUACUUAGAACAAAUGUUUUUGCAACCACCUUUAAAAGAUGUUACACAAUGCAGUAUUUUUACAAUGUCUUCUUUAGAAUGUGUGACUAUAUUUGUCAGGUUCAGAUGAAUUACGUAACAAUUAAACCUCAAAGCUGUUAUGAAGUAUAUAGUUUAUGAUUACUUUUGUAAAAGAAA